AUGUGUGAUGCAUGCUCUGAUUUUCUUCAACUUCUAGUUUCUUAUGAAGCCCUAUUUUGCUUGGAAACGAACGAACAACCUAUUUUAACAGGAAGAGAUAUAGAUACUGUUUUUGUUUAUGUUCAGACCUGGCCAGCAAGGCAAUGUAUGUGUUGCUAUCGUGAUCCAAAAAACCUUGAACGCUUCAGCUAUGUCACUCAAGGACUUAUAUACAUGGCAGCUAGUCAGUUAAAAAUCCUUGCAGAAAAAGGUGAGGAAGAAAAUAAAAAACCUGUUGAAGCAGAAGCUUCUACUACAAAAAGUGGAAAACCUGAAGAUGAAAAGGAAAAUCCAGAGGUUAUAGAGAGAGACAAAUUAUUGAUUUUGGUAUCUAAGAUAUUCCUUUUGAAUUUUCCUCUGUAUGUAGCCUAUAAACAUACUAUACAGGCAAAAUUGGAUGAAUUAACUCAACAAGAAAUGCAAAACUUGAAUCUGUUCUGCGAUCUACAUGAUUCAGAGAUACCUAUAUAUUUGUUGAAAAAUGUAAGCUGGUUUUGUAAAAUGGGAGGAUUGCUAGCUAUGACCACUUGUUUUACUCAACUCUCACCAGAAUUGUUGCCCAUCUCUACAGCUCAUGCUAUGAUAUCUAUCGUUUGUAAUUUGAAAUUAUGGAUGAACUACAAGAGUAUGGUGUCUAUGUUAGUACCAUUAAGGUCAUGUGUUCUCAGAUACAUGUGUAAACUGUCUGAUCAAGAUUUACGCACUCCAACUAUAAAAAGCAUGGCAGAUUUUAUGUGGAAUGCAAUAAAAGAUCCUCUAGACUCACAUGUUGCUUUUGAUGUAGAUGGUUUAGAUUUAGCAUUUAAAUAUUUUACUUCAAGUACUUUAACAAUGCGUUUAGCUGGAAUCACACAAAUAAAUAAUCAGAUUGGUUUGUUGGCUGAAAUAUGUGUUGGAGAAUCAUUACCAGAAGCAGAAGCUGCUCCUAGACAAAUGGCAGAUUGGUUGAUAAAUAAUAGUAUUAUUUCUCAUAUAUUUGGGCCAAAUUUACAUGUUGAAGUAAUUAAACAAAGCCAUAUCAUCCUGAAUUUUCUUGCAAUGGAAGGUAGGAUCACUUGUGAGCAUAUGGAUGUAAUAUGGGCAGCUGCACAGUUAAAACAUUGCUCAAAGCCAGUACAUGAUUUACUUCCAGGACUUGUUAAACAUUUAGCAGCUGCACCUACUCUACAUUUAUACAGCCUUUUGACAAAAUUGGAGCCCAAGGAUCAUACUGAACAAACAUUAUAUUUGGCAUCGGCUCUAAUAAAAGCUCUAUGGUCUAGAGGUGGUGGAGGACCUGAAAUUGGUCUUAUUAACGUAGCAGCCUCAAAUGCCGGUAUAGCCUUACAUAAAUGUACCACAUCAUCAGAAAAUAGUGUGAGUUUGGAUCCUAGUAACUCAGAAGAAGAACAUGGUGACAGUUCAGCUCAAUCGGAGAGUCGUAAAAGUGAGAGUGAAGAAAUUGAUGGUGUAGAAAUUGAUGAAGAAGAAAAUGGGCAGAUUGUUGUUGAUAAUAAUGGACCACCACCCUGUAAAUUAGCACGGAAGCAAGUUAUAGAGAGAGUGCACUGUAAUGGCAGCAGCACAGAUUCUGAACUGGAUGGAAUUGCAAUAAAUACUUCAUACCCUGUAAAUACAAAAUGGUCAGGGCAAGGUAAAAAUAAGAGUGAGAAACGGGCACAUGUUCGUAAAAAAGCACCACCUAAUGUAACCAUUUUACCAGAAGGGGCAGAGCAUAUCCCCUCUAGUACUUCACAAGAUGAAGCUGACACAGAAGAUUCGCCCUCAAAAUUACGCAAAAGGAGAAAAUUAUUAAGGAAAAGUAGAGCUAAAAAGCAAAAAGGAAACCAUAAGAGAAUACAUAGGAUAGCAGGAAUAGAAACGUUAAACCAAGUUGAAGUUGAUAGCGAUAGUGAAAUUAAAAAUCGUUUGAAAAUCAUUAGUCACAAUGUUCAUGUUUUGCCUUCACAAUUAAACAAUUUGGUUGAUGUAAACGUCAAACCUGCUGUAUAUUUGGAGGAAAGUUCAUCAUGUAGUGAAUUAGGUAAAGAGAGUCACGAGGGAACCUGUCCAAAUUUUUUGGCUUUACACUCCACCUCAGGACAUAUUUUGGAAAUGUUAAGUGGUGAAGAGGCAGAGGUCGAAGGUGAUGCAGAAGGCAGCUACUCCUCACGCAUGAGCAACAAAUCAGAGAAGAAUAUGGCCGAUUUUGACGGAGAAGAUUCAGUUUGUGAAGAUGAACUUGCCCGUUUAACUGAACAUGCUGCAAUGAAUAUUCAUGUGUUCAACCAUCCUGUAGAGAAAUCCCCAGUUCGAGUCGAUUUGAGACUAUCUGCUUGUUUCAAAGUUGACAAUGUAUGUCAACCUGGUAAUACGCUCUUAUGGGAUCUUUUACAAGAUGAUAAAAUUUGUCAGUUAGGAGAGGGUCUAGCACUUGAAGCUGAAAAGACUCUUUGCAAUUUGAUUUGUUACACCACUGAUAAAGAAAUUAGGAUGAAGUUUAUUGAAGGUUGUCUAAAUAAUCUUGCCAAUAAUAUGUCUGUAAUAGUAUCUUUGCGAAUGCUACCAAAAUUGCUGACAUCAUUUCGGGGUUUGGAUAUGCACCAUGUUACACAUUGGGCAGACCGUCAACAUCACAUGAUGACACAUUUUUUUAAUAACCUCAAAGUAUAUACUACUAAUCCUGCUAAAUCACUGCCUAUGUACACUCAUCAGAUGCAGGUUCAAGUUAGGCUGCAUUUUUUAUCGGCUGUGUUUUCUCCUGUUGUUUCUCCAAAUCAUUUUAAAUUAACUACAGAUCAAGUUGACAUCUUAUGGGAGUGUUUAGCACACGACCCUGAAUGUUCGGAUGAACUUUUCAGCUGGCUACUCUCUCAAACUAAAACCAACGAAUUACACGCCCUUAAAAUCGACGCCCUUCGUCGAUUAUACACACAUCACUUGCCAAGUUUAGCUCCAGAGAAAUUUAGCAUGAUAUGUUUGAGUUUAUUUCAACAGCUCUGUAGCUUGAACAAUUUAUUAACGAAUGAUGCAGAUAACAAAAAGGAUAAUCAAAAUGUAGGAAUGGAUCACAUGUGGAAAAUUGCUUUAAAGGCUUGCAAUACAGAGGUCAGUAUGGCAGCCAUUCAAUAUAUAAACAGUUAUUACAUGGGUCACAAUCUACAACAUGAAGGACAAUUCGUUUGGCAGUGUAUGACACAUUUAAAGGCUGCUUCCGAAGAUUUGACAGCCGGUACUAGUGGAACUGAAGAAGCGUCUUUGCUGUGUAUACAGAGAGCAUUAUUAUUGAUGAAAACUCAUAUAGAAACUUUUAGAAGAAGGUAUGCAUUUCAUUUGAGAAAAUGGGCCCUGGAGGGUAAAGGUAUUGGCAGCCAUUCCGCUUCUUUAGGAGACAGAUCGAGUGCUCCUAUUAGAUUAAUCGUACAGUCUGGAAGUUCAUCAGAAAGAUGUUUUUUAGAUUUGUUUAAUACUGAUUACAUAGCUGAGCUAAGGGCGGAAAUUGUUAAAUGGUGUGAGGGCAUACAACAUAUGAAAGGCGAUUCAAAUGAAGCCAAAACUAAGCCUGGAGAGACCUGGAUCAGAAUAAUUACUCAAGGCCAAGAAGUGACAAUAGAUUGUGACGAAAAAACGCUCGCUGACAUGGGGUUCAAGGACAAUCAGAUGGUGUACAUUUCUAUUGGAAUGUCGAGGAACAUGAAAAAAAGAGAAUGCAUGGAUGCACCUUCUUUACAUCCUCCGCCGCCCAGAGAAUGCCUACCUACAUUACUAUUAUUACAACCGAAUUAUUUUGAACAGCUGUUUUCUUUAAUGCACACACUGAGCUCCAUGACAAUUCAAAUUAAAGGAGGGCGACAUCUACCGCAUACCAAGGCCCAAGUCCUAAGCAGACGUGUAUGGGACAUACUUAGUUUAUUACCAACUAGUCCCAAAUUAUUACGUGGGUUUAAAUACUUGGAUAUACCUUUACCGGAAUUAUUAGACCCAUCUAGCGCGCAAAAAUUAAUGUAUUCUUUGUAUAUAGUAGAAUCAUUGAGCGCAAAAAUGCAUCAAGGAAAAUAUUCUGAUGAAGAUGUAGAGGAAGAAUCAUGGACAAGAAAAUUUGUAAAACACGGAGGAUUAAGCCAUUUGUUUGAUAUUUUUAUGUCAGGUAUUCUCCAAAGAGAAGGUGGAGACUGUUCAGACUGGCAACAAGACUGUUUGGCUUCCCUCUUAAAAAUAUUGUGCCAUUUAGGUGUUGAAUCAGUAUCUCCAGAGUCCGUAAAGCCGCGAACCGAUAAAAUAAUCAUCCCAGAUCUCAAUGGAUGCCUUCUCGCUUUGAUCGAAACGAAAUCUAUGAUGGAAAAAAUUACUAGUAUUCUUGAAGAAGCUUCCAGGCCUAAAGACGUGAAUCAUUAUAAGACUGGAUUUUGGGGAAGAGCACAAGUUGUUCAUUACGCAAUGGCUUUGUUGGUGUCCUGGUUAAAUUGUUGCGAGGAAGCUAGAGUUGAGUUGUUUCAGACAAGUAGCUUUUCAGAUUGGUUGCAAAGAUUGGUAUUAGAAGAUCCUGAACCAGCUGUUAGAAGAGAAGUUUGCUCUGCAAUAUAUAGGUUAUGUUUAGGAGUUCCUGUAAAUCGGGAACCCCUAGAGAAUAGUCUAAUAGCACCGAUGCUUUCUAAUUUACUGAUAUACUUGGGUAAAGCUGAGGGUAUGCGAGCUCAAAAAUUGGAGGCACUGCAAGCGCCCGAAGAAGGCAAGGAACCGUAUGGUCCCGCAUGCCGUGAUUACUUUUGGCUCAUAUCACGUCUCGUAGACAGUUUACCUGAUGAAUUGGUUAAAGAAAGCUUAGAUGAUCCUCAAAACUGUGUUAUUGAUAUUAACGAUUUGACUGAAAAAGUUGCUAGAUCUAUUCUAAGUAGAGAUUUUCUCGAAACAAGGCAUCACACUAUAGAUGAUGACGGCUUGAUUGGUUUAUUGAAUUUAAUGACUAAUUUGCUUAAACACAAAUUCGCCUUUCAGACGGGAAAGACUGGACAGGAACUUUUAUGUGAAAUCUUCGACUUUCUCUUUGCUUUGCCCAGUCCAAAACUGAGGCAUGUGCCGAAAUGCAAAUCUCCACGGUCAAGAACAGCUGCGUUUGACUUAUUAGUGGAAUUAGUUAAAGGGUGUCCUGAAAAUUACGCUAUUCUUCAUGAGAAGUUACUAAAACAACAUCAGCCUGGUCCUAACUCUCCUUAUCCAUGGGAUUAUUGGCCACAUGAGGAUGGUAGAUCAGAAUGUGGAUAUGUUGGUUUAACUAAUUUGGGCGCCACAUGUUACAUGGCUUCUUGUAUGCAACAUCUAUAUAUGAUGCCACAAGCUAGAGCUUCCAUUUUAGCUGCGAAUACUGAACAAGCAAAGCAUGAACCAACCCUAAAAGAAUUGCAAAGAAUGUUUGCCUACUUAUUGGAAAGUGAACGAAAAGCCUACAACCCUAGAAGCUUUUGCAAAGUUUAUUCAAUGGACCAUCAACCUCUGAAUACUGCAGAACAGAAGGAUAUGGCCGAAUUUUUUAUAGAUCUGGUUAGCAAAUUAGAGGAAAUGACCCCUGCGCUGAAAGAAGUAAUAAAGAAUUUAUUUUGUGGUGUUAUAAGCAACAAUGUAGUUUCUCUGGAUUGUGCGCACGUUAGUCGAACUUUGGAAGAAUUUUACACAGUAAGAUGCCAAGUGGCGGACAUGCGCAAUCUCUAUGAAUCAUUAGAUGAAGUUACAGUCAAAGAUACAUUAGAAGGCGAUAACAUGUAUACAUGCUCUCAAUGCGGUAAAAAAGUCAGAGCAGAAAAACGAGCUUGUUUUAAAAAACUACCGCACAUACUUUGUUUCAAUACUAUGCGGUAUACUUUCAAUAUGUUAACGAUGCUCAAGGAGAAAGUUAACACUCAUUUUUCAUUCCCUUUGAGACUGAACAUGGCGGGAUAUGUAGAGAAACAGCUCAUGCCUCAACAAUAUCAAGAAGAAAAACAAAAAAGUACUGAAAUAGAGACUGAAGAGAAUGAACAGUAUGAAUAUGAUCUCAUAGGGGUUACUGUACACACUGGUACUGCUGAUGGCGGGCAUUAUUACAGUUUCAUUAAGGACAGGACAGCCGGUUCUAGGGAUAAAUGGUUUCUUUUCAACGAUGCAGAAGUGAAACCUUUCGAUCCUAAUCAAAUAGCAGCCGAAUGUUUUGGUGGAGAGAUGACUAGCAAAACUUAUGACAGUGUAACUGAUAAGUUUAUGGAUUUUAGUUUUGAGAAAACUAAUAGUGCAUACAUGUUAUUUUAUGAACGAUGUCCUCGAAAUGAAGCCACUACACAAAGAAGUCCUUCUACUACCGGAGAAUGCUGUGAAACCAUUACCAAUUCCCCAUCCCCUGUCAUGACCAUCGAAUUAAGUAAAGAACUAGAAGACUGGAUAUGGCAAGAUAACAUGCAUUUCAUUCAAGACAAAAACAUAUUCGAACACACUUAUUUCAAUUUCAUGUGGCAAAUUUGCGGUUAUAUACCGCAAACUAUUUUACCAAUAGAACCUAAUAUAACACAAAAAGCAGCCCAGUUGUCUACAACGUUUUUUAUAGAAACUUUUAUCCAUGCUAAAGAAAAACCAACAAUGGUUCAAUGGGUAGAGUUAGUAACCAAACAAUUCAAUGCUUGUCAAGAGGCUUGCAUUUGGUUCCUGGAUCAUAUGGCUCUAGACACUUGGUGGCCUAUACAGGUUCUACUAAAAUGUCCAAAUCAGAUGGUACGACAAAUGUUUCAAAGGCUUUGCAUUCACGUCAUACAAAGAUUGAAGCAGUCACAUUCUAAGUUAUAUCUUCAAAUGGAAGAUGGAAAAGAAUGGAACAAAGAGGAAGCUGGUAAUGUGGAACCUGCAAAAAUUGGCAAUGCUUCAUGUGUUACGAGGUUUAUUAAGACAUUACUGUCUUUAAUGGAACAUGGAGCAAAAGCUCAUCUUAAACAUCUUACUGAAUAUUUCGGAUUUCUCUAUGAAUUCAGUAAAAUGGGCGAAGAAGAAUCAAAAUUUUUAUUGGCUGUGGGUGCCAUUCAUUCAAUGGUGCAUUUUUAUUUAGGUCAAAAAACAAAUGAGUUCGUGGAUGUUAGUGAAGGUGAAGAAGAGGAAGAAGUCGUUUCUCUACCCACAGAUAAAUAUAAACCAGCGUCGUUAGAUAAAAUGAUCACCCUGAUAGCGUCGCUAGUAGAAAAAAGUCGAGAUUCGGCAGGAAAAUUGCAGCUUAGCGAGAAAGAUUAUGCGGCAAUAGCUGGAGGAAAAGUUUUUACAUUUUUCUAUCAGCAAAUCAAGGAUAACAUUAAUCUACAACAAACCAGAAAUCUCAUACAUUCGGUGUGUAGGGGGAACAAUCAACUAGCACAGUUGAUCAUCUGUAUGAUAUCGCAGGCGAUAUCAAGAAAUUCAGAGGGUUGUCAACCGUUUUUUAAAAUACUUACACUCCUAACGGAAACCAAUAAUCAAAAUUCUUCUCAACAACCAUGCUUCACCCAGUUAGUGCUUCAGAAGGUAUGGGACGCCGCCGAAUGCUGUCCGUAUCUGGCGUUGGAUUGGUUGGCUCUUCAGGUUACUAGAAAUCGACUAGUACAUUCUUGGGUCCUUGGCUCAAUGGACUCUUGGUUGGAACACUUUCUAAUUGCUCACAACAAUCAGAGAGUCAGAAAUACUGCAGGGUACCUCUUAGUAUCGCUGGUUCCGAGUACACCUUUCAGACAAGGUUUUAGAGCGACUCACAGGUCCAAUCGUGAACCACAAUUAUCUCCGGAAGCCACGACAGUGUUACAUCAAAUUUACACUGCAUUGCUCAGGCUCUUACCUGCUGCCAAACAUUAUACUGAUAUGCAACAACAUGGUACUAUGAAAUUGACCACGUACUUUGCACUUUUGAUGUAUUGUUGUAUUUCAAGAACUGAAAAAUUAAUGUUUGGUCAGUAUUUCAUGCAAUUGUGGCAUCUAUUCCAUCCCAAAUUAUCUGAACCGUCCAUUCCUGCUUACCAUAACAAACAGACCUUAUUGGCUUUUUGGAAUCAUGUAUGUACAGAUUGUCCUGAAAAUGUUCAACUGAUGCUUCAAAAUGCUCAUGUUACCAAGAAUAUUGCAUUUAACUAUAUUCUGGCUGAUCAUGACGAUCAAGAAAUAGUUAUGUACAAUAGAGCCAUGUUGCCAGCUUAUUAUGGCCUACUUAGAAUGAUGUGCCAACAAUCAAGAGCAUUUACGAGGAGCCUUGCCCAGCACCAGAACCUUCAGUGGGCCUUCAAAAACAUUACGCCUCAUCCCACACAAUAUCCACAGGCUGUAGAGGAAUUAUUUAAACUUAUGCAGUUGAUGGUAAUAAAACAUCCCGACUCUUCUGAAACAGAGCAAAGGGAAAUUUAUAGUUUUAGAAAAAAUACGUUGAUGACUUAUUUACAGUGUCUCGAUGGAAGAACUAGUUGGGGUACGCUGAUUUCAGCUUUCAGGAUAUUACUGGAAACAAAUGAUGAUAAACUUUAUGUUGUUUAUAAUGGUGGUUUGCAAAUUGUUUUUGAGUGUUUCCAAAAUCUGCAUUUAAUGUUACAUGAAGCAACCGCUUGUCACGUAGUUGGAGACAUGUUGGAUAUUCUGACUAUUAUGCAAGAUUUAACACAAUGCAUAAGAAUGUAUAGGGAUAGUAAAGACGCUAGAGGCAUUUUAUUAGCUACUAAAGACUGGUUAGAAGUGUUACGGAAAUUAGCAACGCUGCUUAAUACAUAUAAUCCUCCUGAAAUGAGAUUGCUGUGUAUAGAUGUACUUAAAGAAUUUGUUGUGGUAAUGACACCUGAAACUAUGCAAGUUCUUGUGCCGUUACUAUCUCACUGCCACUCAGCCUUUCAAGAUAGCCAGGAUGCAGUGCCAUUGGGACCUUAUUUCCCAAGAAAAGGACAUUCCUUGCCCAUAUUAACUGGUAAAGGAGGCGCUAGACCCCUUAGACCCAUGGUCCAGAUGACGGUACCCCAUAACCAGUUAGAGUGCAGUAGGGGUGUGGAUCCCGAAUACGAUUCGGCACUAGACAAAUUCUAUGGCCCGUAUCACGAUUUUAUAGACGUUAUAUUUAGAUUAGCUGUAAAUACUGAUUCUGUUCCUGAAGUACUGAUUAAUUUAAGUGCCGUUGUUGGUUUCGAAGCUGUUCCUUUACAUUCCACGUAUUUUCCCAAGUUGUGGUUGGACAUAUACAAAGCUCAGAAUAUCGAUAGAAAGUACAUAAAUAUGUUAACUACUUGUAACUAUUUCGUGGACUAUGUAGAUGCUGUCCUCUUGGAUGAGAGAUCUGCUCUAACUGAUGAUGUUAUUUAUGAAUUUUUGACUGUAUUUUUCCCUAAGGUAUCUGCUCAUGUGUUAUCAGAACAAACGCUGACGAUGAUCGACAACACUGUAGUAUCUCUUAGCGAACAAAUUGAUUCCCUUAACGUUUUGAAAAUGGCCAAAAGAUUAGCUGGAGACAUUAGAGCGUUGAUUUUGGUGUACAAAAGUCCGGAAGCUGCAGCUCCACCGUUGCUGCUGAAGACUUUAACUGAGUUACAGAAUAAGAUAAAAUUGGAAUUGAUGAAGCUCGAAAUAAAAAAAGAUAAAACUGAUGAUGCUGCAAGUAAGAACAAUUCAAAAGAAGAGAGCACUCCUAGUUCUUCAACAGGCGAUGAGAGCGCGACUGCUGAAUCGACGAAUCUUAGCCAAAAUAAAAGUGAUAGUGAUAUGGAAACUCAAAGUUCUUCUUGUGGUGAUAAAAGUAAUAUAGAAGACAAAAAGGAAAAAUUGUUCGGUCCCGUCGAAGACUUAGAAAUGCUAAGUAAAUCGGUAAACGAGCUUAUCGAAAUUGUUAAAAAGGAUGUUUAA
This is a messenger RNA of Psylliodes chrysocephalus, 9867 nucleotides long. NCBI's taxonomy places the organism in Eukaryota, Metazoa, Arthropoda, Insecta, Coleoptera, Chrysomelidae. The record is from the annotation of a GenBank genome assembly.